Molecule: messenger RNA, 378 nt
Organism: Saccharomyces eubayanus
Lineage: Eukaryota; Fungi; Ascomycota; Saccharomycetes; Saccharomycetales; Saccharomycetaceae
Gene: ACP1
Product: acyl carrier protein
Exons: 1
Coding region: 1-378 (125 amino acids)
Biological process (GO): fatty acid biosynthetic process
Cellular component (GO): mitochondrion
Molecular function (GO): acyl carrier activity; acyl binding
Source: RefSeq, a predicted model, not a curated record
AUGUUCAAAUCAAUCUGCAAAAUUUCGUCCCGCAUGGCUCCCUCUGCGUGCCGCACCAUGUUGGCCCGUCCCGUCAUGGCCAACUCCAUACUCGCACAAAGGUUCUACUCCGCCAACUUGAGCCAAGAUCAGGUCUCUCAAAGAGUUAUCGACGUCAUCAAGGCCUUCGACAAGAACUCCCCCAGCAUCGCCAACAAACAGAUCUCAAGCGACACUCAAUUUCACAAGGACUUGGGGCUGGACUCCUUGGACACCGUCGAGUUGCUCGUGGCCAUUGAAGAAGAAUUCGACAUCGAAAUCCCAGAUAAAGUGGCCGAUGACUUGAGAAGCGUGGGUGAAACCGUCAACUACAUCGCUUCCAACCCUGACGCCAACUGA